AUGUCCAGAGAUGGGUGGUCUCAGCAGUCUGCAAAGAGAGCGGAGUUUUCCAGGUCAGAAGAGGCUGACUUCCAAAUCUCACUGCUUUUCAUAUCAGUCGGGGGCUGCAGCCUACCAGCCAUGGCACCUAGACUGAAUGUCCUGGAUCCAUCACUUCUUGCUGUGCCAGUCACACAGCCUGCUGCUGCUGCUGCUGCUAAGUCGCGUCAGUUGUGUCCAACUCUGUGCAGCCCCAUAGACGGCAGCCCACCAGGCUCCCCCGUUCCUAGGACUCUCCAGGCAAAAACACUGGAGCGGGUUGCCAUUUCCUUCUCCAAUGAAUGA
Rangifer tarandus platyrhynchus (Svalbard reindeer) is the source of this 324-nucleotide messenger RNA. The record is from the annotation of a GenBank genome assembly. Lineage: Eukaryota; Metazoa; Chordata; Mammalia; Artiodactyla; Cervidae.